AGUGAGCGCGUGAAAAAGAUGGUUGGACAUGCGUCGUCUGCUACUGUACUCUAAACAAUUGAUUAGACACUUGCUGUUCUGUUUGACAGUUUAAUUUAUGUAAAGAAGUCUUUUCACAUCCAAAAUAUGGAGUUCACUUAGAAAGAAAUUUGAAUCGAGUUUGACUUGUGUUUAGUAAAAAUGGGAUUUGGUUUGCAAGUGGUGAAAUGUAGGAACGUUUACCAAUGGAAGGAUUCAAGGCAACGACAACCGAGAAAUCUCUACGCGAGCGUGUUCAUGCUGUGUAUCGCCAUCAUUACUUUCGUGAAUUCUGAUUGUGUUAACGAAACUUUGCCCGUCAGCAAAGAGGAUUGUGAUGGAAUUGUUGAAUCAUCACAACAAGUGCACUUUGAAUUCUCUUCCAAGGUCAUCAACAAUGAAUAUAUUGUGGCAUUCAAUGGAUACCACAGUUCUGCAGCUCGUGCAAACUUUAUUGCAGCUGCGUUGAAUUCUUUCAGCUCAUCUGGUUGGAAAAUUGUUGAUCGGCAGAACCUAGCAGCUGACUACCCCAGUGAUUUUGAUUUGCUAAGAAUUCCACAACAGAUUGAAGAUGAUGGACUGUCUGCACUGAGGAAUCAUCCUCUUAUCAAACGAGUUACUCCACAGCGUCAGGUGUUCAGGACUUUGAAGUAUAUAAAUGAAUCUAACUCUGAUGAAUUCAAAGAAUUUCGCCGAUUUACGGGACGUUCCAGCUUAUCUUUGGGAAACACUUUUUGGCAUUCCACUGGUCGCUAUUCAAGUCGUCGUCUCCUGCGAGCCAUUCCAAGACAAAUUACUUCUGUUCUACAAGCUGAUGCUCUUUGGAACAUGGGAUUUACUGGUGCCGGUGUGAAAGUAGCUGUUUUCGACACUGGACUAGCCAAAAGUCAUCCACAUUUUCGGAAAAUUCGAGAGCGAAGCAAUUGGACUAAUGAAAAAACGUUUGAAGACGGCUUAGGACAUGGUACCUUUGUGGCCGGUCUCAUUGCGUCUAGUAAGCAGUGCCUAGGUUUCGCACCUGAUUCGGAACUGCAUAUAUUUCGUGUGUUUACGAACAAUCAGGUUUCAUACACAUCGUGGUUUUUGGAUGCCUUUAAUUAUGCUAUCUUGAAGAAAAUAGAUGUUUUGAAUCUAAGCAUUGGUGGGCCAGAUUUCAUGGAUCAGCCGUUCAUAGAUAAAGUUUGGGAAUUAACUGCAAAUAAUGUUAUCAUGGUGUCAGCCAUUGGCAACGAUGGGCCCCUCUACGGAACCCUUAAUAAUCCAGCCGAUCAAAUGGAUGUGAUCGGAGUCGGUGGAAUUAACUUUGAGGAUCAGAUUGCCCGUUUCUCCUCCAGGGGAAUGACUACAUGGGAACUACCUGGAGGGUAUGGGAGAGUAAAGCCUGACAUCGUAACCUAUGGAUCUGCUGUCCGUGGUUCCUCCAUUCAGGGAGGAUGUCGCUCUUUGUCUGGAACAAGUGUCGCUUCUCCUGUUGUAGCAGGAGCUAUCACGCUUCUUGCCAGUGGAGUAAUUCAGUCGGGAGGAGUAGUCAAUCCCGCAAGUGUCAAGCAAUCCCUGAUGGCUUCAGCCCGGCGCCUACCGGGUGUUAAUAUGUUUGAACAAGGACAUGGCAAACUGGACCUUGUUCGAGCCUAUCACUUACUUUCUAAUUAUCGUCCUCACGUCUCCCUCAGUCCAAGUUAUAUUGAUCUAACGGAAUGCCAAUAUAUGUGGCCCUAUUGUACUCAACCAGCCUAUCACGGCGGAAUGCCUAUUAUAGUUAAUGUCACGAUCCUAAAUGGUAUGGGCGUAACCGGUCGGAUUGUCGACAAACCUACAUGGCACCCGUACACACCUCAAUAUGGCGAAUAUCUUCACCUCGCACUGACUUUUUCCGAUUUGCUCUGGCCUUGGUCGGGAUUUUUGGCUGUUUCCAUAAGUGUGUCUAGCGAAGCUGCUCAGUGGGAAGGACUCGCUCAGGGUCACGUCACUUUUACGGUAGAAUCGCCUCCCGGCGAAGGCGAAGAUGAGCCCCGGCGUUCAACAGUGAACUUGCCAAUCAAAGUUAGAGUGGUAGCGACACCGCCAAGAGCCAAGCGGAUUCUAUGGGAUCAAUUUCACAACCUUCGUUACCCGCCCGGCUACUUUCCCCGUGAUAAUCUGCGCAUGAAGAACGAUCCGCUCGAUUGGAACGGGGACCACAUUCACACCAAUUUCAAAGACAUGUACCAACAUUUAAGAUCCAGCGGCUAUUACAUAGAAGUUUUGGGUUGGCCCUUUACAUGUUUUGAUGCGCGAAAUUACGGCGCAUUGUUAAUUGUUGAUCCGGAAGAAGAAUUUUUCCCCGAAGAAACAUUAAAACUGAGGAACGAUGUUGAAGAACUUGGUCUGUCUCUUAUCAUCAUGGCCGAUUGGUACAACACCACUGUGAUGAAGAAAGUAAAAUUCUACGACGAGAACACGAGACAGUGGUGGAUGCCCGACACUGGAGGUGCCAACAUCCCGGCGUUGAAUGAUCUUUUGACUUAUUGGGGAAUAGUCCUCGGGGACCGAAUCUGGGAGGGUGAAUUCAUGCUGGGGGGUCAUAACAUGUAUUUCGCUUCUGGUACGACGCUGUCAAAAUUUCCGGCGGAUGGAGUCAAAGUGUGGCGUUCGUUAAAAGAUCAAGGACAAGAGGUUCUAGAAGGGGAACUGACUGGUGGCACAGAGCUCGUAGCCGUCAUGGGAUUUUACCAGACUCAAGCUUCCAAUGAAUUUGCGACGUCGCAUGAAUCUCUGAUCCAUAACUCCAUAAGUCAAGAAGAGGAGGCAACCUUGCGGCCCACUCCUAGGUCUCCUGGAAGGAUUGUUGUUUAUGGGGAUUCGAAUUGCGCUGACAACAGCCAUAUGCAAAAAGAUUGCUUCUGGAUGUUGGAUGCUGUGUUGGACUAUGCAGUUACAGGCGGUGAAGUACCUUUGGCGUUUCAGGAAAAUCCAGAUGGUUCAGAUUUAGAAUUGUCAAAUGGUGGAAGUCCUCCCAAACGAAUGGAAGGAAAUCAGCUUCACAGAUAUUCCAAAGUAUUGGAGUCAUCCGGUCAGUUGGAUUCUGCGCAGCCGCAAGCUCGUCCUCUUCCGUCAUGUCCUCAGCCAGUGUUUUCGGUUCCAAGUCCAUUAAAUAAAUCAGCCCCUACUAAUCUCUACCAAUCACAAAAGCUACUCUCAGUCAGCAUUGAUUCUUCUUUGCCCAUUCUACCUGUCCAGGAUCGGUUACUUCAUAAUCCUUUCCAGGCGUUAUCAUCUUUAGAUGUUGAUCAGAUGGCAGACGACCUGCCAAGUGGAUAUCGCUUGCAGAGCGAUUGGUCUGUCUCCACCAAAUUUGCUUUGACCAUCAUGACUUUGGCAGCGCUCGUUCUCUUUUACCAAUUUUAUCGCAAUCGGAACCGACCACGCCGUACGAGAAAAUCUCCUCGGCUCAAGCGUGUUGGGGUUCCUUCAACUAAUCUUUCACCCACCAUCAAAGCGCCAAGUGUUUAACAAUUUUUUUUUUUUUUUUGUACGUUUUUAUUCUUAUCCAUUUUUGGAGAAGGAAGUGACUGUUGAGCUUAUUCAACGACGAAUGAUAUAAAAAUCUGAAUGCUGCAAUGAGAGAGUUGACUUAAAGAUUUAGCUACUUUGUUUUCUGAUUCAACACGUUUUACUUGUUACUUUUCCGGUAUGAGAUAAAAUGAAUGCGUUCUGCCCUUAUAUACUGUAUGAUUCCGACUAGCCUUCACAUUUUUCACCGAUUGUGUAUGUACGUACUAUUUUCUUACAUCCCUUUAUGAAUGUUCAAUUCCGAAAUGGCAAAGAGAAUUUUCUGCUUGCGGCAAAAGUAGUGAGAUUGCAUAAUAAAUCACGGACAAACCCCA
Molecule: messenger RNA, 3884 nt
Organism: Daphnia pulicaria
Lineage: Eukaryota; Metazoa; Arthropoda; Branchiopoda; Diplostraca; Daphniidae
Gene: S1P
Product: membrane-bound transcription factor site-1 protease-like
Exons: 16
Coding region: 181-3510 (1109 amino acids)
Biological process (GO): proteolysis
Cellular component (GO): Golgi apparatus
Molecular function (GO): serine-type endopeptidase activity
Source: RefSeq, a predicted model, not a curated record